AUGAGGACGGACUUGUUGGCCACAGGGGCUCUACUGUUGGGCCGUUGUCUGGUUUAUGCAAGAACAGUCUUUGCUCACUUUAUGGUAUUGGCCCCUAAUACCGUGACUUCAUUCAUAUUGCCAACUCAAUUGGAGGUAACAAACACUGCCAACUGGACUUCGUCGCAAUGGAAAUCCGAUAUUCCUGCAGCCAAGACUGCUCACAUCGACGUCUUUGCUCUGAACAUAGCCGUGGGGGAUGCAGCAAACAGCAAGGCUCUUCCUAUGGCCUUUUCAGCUGCUGACUCUCUCAGAUUCAAACUCUUUUUUUCCUUUGACUAUGCUAGAAAUGGCCCGUGGUCUAAAUCCAUGGUCAUCUCUAUACACCACCAUGAUGGAAAACCCUUUGUCUCCACGUUUGAAGGCCCUGCGAACUCUGAUGGCUGGAUCAAAAUCAAGUCAGAGACCGGCUGCUUCUUCAUUCCAGACUGGUCAUCCCUUGGGUCUAAGGCAGCUAUUGAGCUAGGUACUGCCGAUGGUCUUUUCAACUGGGCUUCAUGGCCCUGGGGUGACUGGGACAUGAACACAUAUACCGACGCAUCUUGCCUGGACUAUCUCGACGGCGUGCCUUACAUGAUGCCUGCAUUUCCAUGGUUCUACACCAACCCCCCAGGAUACGACAAGAACUUGACCACUUGUGGUACGAUCGCUGGCAGGAAAUCAUGUCGCUCAAACGUCUUCCUGACUUUGUGCAAAUUAUCUUUGCAAUGA
Penicillium robsamsonii is the source of this 750-nucleotide messenger RNA. RefSeq lists its product as uncharacterized. Bases 1 to 750 code for a protein of 249 amino acids. NCBI's taxonomy places the organism in Eukaryota, Fungi, Ascomycota, Eurotiomycetes, Eurotiales, Aspergillaceae. Gene Ontology annotation, molecular function: glucan endo-1,3-alpha-glucosidase activity. The transcript is spliced from 2 exons. Gene Ontology annotation, biological process: mating projection tip cell wall disassembly. The record is from RefSeq and is a predicted model, not a curated record.